AUGAGUGUGGUGGAAUCGUGUGCCCAAAAAGGGUUCCACGUUCAUCCCGAGGACGAGAAAUUAUUCGUUGAAGCCGAUCACGUUCAGUACACAACCAAUCAUGGCACAACUAUUGUAGACAUGAGGAAAUGA
Messenger RNA from Haemonchus placei, 132 nucleotides. The record is from the annotation of a GenBank genome assembly. Lineage: Eukaryota; Metazoa; Nematoda; Chromadorea; Rhabditida; Trichostrongylidae.